Messenger RNA from Labrus mixtus (cuckoo wrasse), 973 nucleotides. RefSeq names its product pyridoxamine 5'-phosphate oxidase (gene pnpo). Gene Ontology annotation, biological process: pyridoxine biosynthetic process; pyridoxal 5'-phosphate biosynthetic process. The coding region runs from base 45 to 911 and encodes 288 amino acids. Gene Ontology annotation, molecular function: pyridoxamine phosphate oxidase activity; FMN binding. NCBI's taxonomy places the organism in Eukaryota, Metazoa, Chordata, Actinopteri, Labriformes, Labridae. The transcript is spliced from 7 exons. The record is from RefSeq and is a predicted model, not a curated record.
ACAAAACACUUUCAUAAUAUUUUACGUAGCCUUUAUUUACGAGGAUGCGUACUGACGUCAGCGUCAGUUCCACAAGCAUGAGGCGCAAACUCAGUGUGGAUUUAUUGAGGUGUAUUGGUGUAUUUAGUGGAAUUCCUCCGUCACAUGCCUCUUUGACAGCGGGUAAUAAAAACGUGUUUUUGCAGAGUUUCAGUCGGAAAUCAACGAGCGACGGUUCAACCAUGGACCUGAGCGACAUGAGGAAGAAAUAUAAAGGAGAUGAAGAGUGCUUUGAGGAGAGUCAGCUGGUUUCUCUGGACCCAGUCAAACAGUUUGGAGACUGGUUCGAUCAAGCCACAAAGUGUCCUGAAAUCGGAGAGGCAAACGCCAUGUGCAUCGCCACAGCCUCCAAAGAUGGACGUCCGUCUGCUCGUAUGGUCCUGCUGAAAGGUUACAGCGACGAAGGUUUCCGCUUCUUUAGCAACUAUGAGAGCAGAAAGGGAUCUGAGCUGGAGAGCAAUCCACAUGCAUGUCUGGUCUUCUACUGGGAGCCUCUCAACCGACAGAUUCGCAUUGAGGGCAACGUGGAGCGGAUUCCCUUCCAGAGCUCGUGUGACUACUUCCACUCCCGACCGAAGAGCAGCCAGAUCGGAGCCGUCGUGAGCCGACAAAGCACUCCAGUGCCCGACCGAGACUAUCUGAGGCAGAAGAACGCAGAGCUGUUGGAGAAGUACAAGGACACAGAGGUGCCGAUGCCCGACUACUGGGGGGGCUACAUCGUGAAGCCGUACCUCAUCGAGUUCUGGCAGGGUCAGACCAACAGACUUCACGACCGAAUCGUCUUCACAAAGCCGAAGGACGGCGAGUCGGAGUCGAGGGAGUUUGAGCACGCCGCAGAGGGAGGCUGGGUUUACCAGAGACUGUCUCCAUGAGAGGAAACCCCCCCCCCCCCGACAGACUCACACACAGACUAAUCAUCGUUGAUAAAAAAAAC